UUAACUUUUAACCUGCUUUUAGUUUCUCCUGGUAAUCAGAAACAGCACCUUGCCUCAUAAAUAGAUUAAAAACAACACUAAAAUCUGGUGCCUUGUUGUUUCCUGUUUGGACUUCUACAGUAACUGCUCGUCAUCUCACCAGUUUGUAAUUAGGUCAUUUCACUAUGAUGAGUAAAUACAAAAAGAUCUGUCUUGACUGGUUUGCCUUCUGUUUUCUGACCACAUGUGUCUUGUCUGUAGUUGUGUCUGCUCCAAGUCCCUGUUAAUGAGUAAACGUUUGGAAUUUGUACACUGUCCUGAGCUCUUGAAUGCUGAGUGGUGUUUUUCCUCUUGUGCAUCUCAAGCGGAGGAUAUCUGCUCCCCAAAAGGGCUCUGUAGUUUGCUCCAGCCUGGAAGUUCAGCCACAAACGGCAACGAGGACUCGCAACAACUAUGGAUAUUGGCAGCGAUGUCGAUCUGUCCAAUAAUAACAUCACGCCUUUGUGGAAACUGCGUACAGACCACCGUAAAAGCUCCCUGGACAUGAGCAGGUCUAAGCAGCGGCCCGUUAGUUAUCGCAUAAACGGGGUCAUGACUGCUGAUGUCCCUGUGGAGGACAGCCAGCCAGCUGAGAGACAGGCGGGAUCAGCUCAGUCUGCUCACAACAACACCGCGGUGAUGAAGCACGUUUUACAGAAGCCCUCAAGGAAAACCAGAGUGGUUCGGAGCAUAAGCAUAGGCCAUCUGUCCAGUGGGCGAUUCUCUCUGGCCAAAUUUAGAUCUGACAAUAACAAAUCUGCUUCACUGGACAACAAAGUGUGUAAUGGAGACAGUGGCAGAGGGAAUACCAGUAAUGGACAAGCUGUAUUGUCUGAAAUCACCUCCAGUCCCAAGAGUCUCAGCUUACAGAGAAAACAGAAUUCAUUUUCAUCCGAAGCUGAUCCUUUCAGCUGUUCUACAAAUGUCAACAACAACAACUAUGAAACAUUUUCACGAUCCUCUUCAUCGAGCUCCUCACCGUCAUCACACGGUACCCUCACACCCUCCAACAGCUCCACGUCCAGCAUCCCCUCACUCUUGUCUUUGACCUCCUCUGACCCUUCCACUCCUCGCUCCCCCUCACCAGCAGACCGAGGAUUUUCCCUGGUCAGGCAGUCUCGGACAUCUUCCUCCUCACAAGACGCCCUGAAUGUCUCAUCGUCCUCUUCCAUCUCCUCCACAUCGCCCUUACCAUCACUAUCCCCAGCUGUCUCGCCUUGUCCGUCGAUCAUCCUGAGCACCAACAGCGCCGCCGCUUGGAAAAUGGGCACCCAGCAGCUCAUCCCCAAAGGCUUGGUGUCUGAAACUCGGCUGAGUAAGGCGCAUCCUUCUGGAACACAGAGCCAGGGUAUGACCAGGCUGGGGUUAGACCUUCCCAAGCGAGGGCAAAAAACACUCAGCAUGGUGGAAACGGGAGGCUACUUUUCUACUGGAGGGGGCCACUCUGAAGAGGCAGACAGAGGGAGUGAAAGCCCCCUUUCAAGGAAAGGUUUGAGGAGUACCUCUUACAGGAGGGCAGUUGUGAAGGCAGAAGAAACGGAAAUACCCUCCGUAGAUCAAAUGACUCAUCGGUUGUCACAACCUGCCAUUAGCGGGCUUACUUUGGCUAUCCCAAGUUCUCCUGAUAGCCCAUCACAUCCUGUCACCUUGAGCCCUUCGAGUCCUGGAGCAGCCAUCCCUACGAGCCCCAGCACACCUAAAACUGCCAGCCCCAAGACUCCAAAGCCUCCGAGCCCUCAGGUGGAAAAAUCUAAAAGCAAAAGCAAGAAACUGACUCUAAAUAAGAAGAAACUCUUGAUAGCUCAGCGGACGUUUGACAGUGAAGAGGAAGAGCUUUACCAGAACUACCAAGAGAAGGCUUUGCAUAAUGAUUCCGAUGAGGACGCCUAUUCCAGGGAACCCAAACCUGAUAACGGCAUUGUCGUGCAGUAUAGACCAAUACGUACUUCUUGGAGCCAGCUCAGCGUGGUCAGGAAGAGUGGCCUGUCUGAUCAGCUGAGUCAAGAGGAUCGCAAAAGACAGGAGGCCAUCUUUGAGGUCAUCUCGUCAGAGCACUCUUACCUCCACAGUUUGGAGAUUCUGAUCCGCAUGUUUCAAAACUCAGCAGAGCUCAGCGAGGCCAUGACUAAAAUUGAACACCACCACCUGUUUUCCAACAUUUCAGAUGUCUGUGAAACCAGCAAAAAGUUCUUUACGGAACUGGAGGAAAGACACCAACAGAGCAUCGUCAUCGAUGACAUCAGUGACAUCGUUUGUAAGCACGCCGUGUCCAACUUCGAUCCUUACGUCACCUACUGCUCUAAUGAAGUCUAUCAGCAGAGAAGCCUACAGAAGCUGGUCAGUGCCAAGAAUCCGGCUUUUAAGGAGGUGUUAACCAAGAUCGAGGGCCACCCAGAUUGCAAGAGCCUCCCUAUGAUCUCCUUCCUCAUUCUGCCCAUGCAGAGGAUCACCCGCCUGCCUCUGCUCAUGGACACAAUCUGUCAGAAAACCCCUAAGGACUCGGCACGAUAUGAAGAGUGCAAGAGGGCAUUGCAGGCAGUCAGCAAGGUGGUACGAAAGUGUAACGAAGGCGCUCGCACGAUGGAGAGGACAGAGAUGAUGUACACCAUUAACUCCCAGCUGGAGUUCAAGAUCAAGCCCUUCCCCCUGGUCUCGUCCUCCAGGUGGAUGGUAAAGAGAGGAGAGCUGACCGCUUUUGGGGAGGACAGCGGCAUCUUCUUAAAGCGCACGUCCCGGCAUCAGGUCUAUUUCUUCCUCUUCAACGAUGUGCUGAUCGUCACCAAGAAGAAGAGCGAGGACAGCUACUCCGUGAUCGACUACGCCCUGAGGGAUCAGAUCCAAGUGGGCACCUGCCAGCCGGAGGAGCUCAACCUGUCUCCGGUCAAAAGCCCCACCAGCAUGUUGGGCUCACGGCAACCCGGCGCCAGCCACGUCUUCCGCCUGUGUUUCCGUAGCAACCACUCAGAUGUAAAGGUGCCCAUGAUUCUUGGAACGGAGCUGCUGAGCGAGCGUGCUCGAUGGAUCAGCGCUCUGGGACAAAAUGUCAACAAUAAAAAGACUCAUGACAGAACAAAUGUGAUCCAGGGGGAGGUGAUCAGAAGUUACACGGCGAAGCAGCCAGAUGAGAUGUCUCUGCAGGUGGCGGACGUGGUGCUGGUCUCGCAGCACGUGGACGGCUGGUAUGAAGGCGAGCGGCUGCGUGACGGCGAGUGGGGGUGGUUUCCAGGAGAGUGUGUGGAAAGAAUAACGUGCCAGGCCACUAUCGAACGCAACAUGCAGAGGAUGGACCGCCUGCAGGGGCUGGAGACGAACGUGUGACAGGACGACGCGCCGGAGAGGGGCUCGUUCUGGCUGACAGUGACCCUCUGACACCGUACAAACCUAUAACCCAUACAAACCCUGUCAAGAGUUUUGUUCUGUUUAGCAGAAAUGCAGACAAGCACUCAGAUGCUAAUGAUUACGGUAAUUGGUCCCCGUGUUGCUGGGGCGGUUCGACAGUGAGGAGACGUCACAUUGAUUAAUUCCCCAGCUGGAUGGAAAACUUCACACCUACAGCUAAAGCCGCUGCUUUUAACACCCUGUCUCAUCAAAAACCGUUGGUGCGAAAUUUAGUAAAUGUUCCAGCGUGUCUUUUUUCAAACGCUGCAUAACGAGUGAAACUCUCCUGUAGGAGGUAAAGUAGAUCAGUUAGUGUGAGUUAAGACAGCAGCCUGGUGUGCCCUCCGUUAACGAGGCUUGGGCCAUGGGAUGGAAAGCAUCACCAGAACCCACGUGACCACCAAGGUGUCGAUUCCACGAGUGAUAACAAUAAGGAGUGGUCGGCGGCCUCUUUAGUGUUCAAACUCUCGUGAGUGUUUUAAUGUCUGAGCUGGAUUCUGAGCAUUAUUAUGUAACACUGUUCAUGUCUGGUUGGGCAGUUAUUACAAAUGGCAGCCAUCAGGAAGGAUCUCCACCAGUUAAGUUCCAUUUGUAUCUCAAGGGCCAGUAUCCCCCAACUCCAGAGGGGUCACACACCCGUGUGACGUUAAAUAACUGAACAUGUUUGCUGAUUUUGAACCAGAACGGAUGGAUGGACCCCGCCUGGCCCUGGUUUUAAUGCGACCGUCCAGCGUGACUCAUCUUUUUAGUGUUGCCCGAAUAAUGGAAAUAGAUGGCUCAUCCGGAGGACGGUGAUGACGCCAUCUAUCAGGCUCCCAGCUCAGAUUACGGCCACACACAUUAACUCAAAACGAGGUUUGGCAGGAAAUCCAGGAUAGUAUCCAGACUCUCAGCUUAGCAUUUGCUCUCAGGGAAAAAAAAUGUCAGCUCUUCGAUGCACUUUUAUUUUUUUUAUUUCCUUCUCUUAACUAUUGUAAAUCAGCAAUGUAAAUAUGUAAAACACCUUCAACUGUAACAUUUUGGUAAAUAUAGAUUAUAUAAAGAGGUCUGUUUUAAUCCUGUUAAUAAAAUGUUAUCAUCCUG
Molecule: messenger RNA, 4479 nt
Organism: Nothobranchius furzeri (turquoise killifish)
Lineage: Eukaryota; Metazoa; Chordata; Actinopteri; Cyprinodontiformes; Nothobranchiidae
Source: RefSeq, a predicted model, not a curated record